AUGCCUUCACAACGGAGGCUUCGCCUAAUCGUCAUUGCGGUCAUCGCGCUUCUGUUCAUGGUAUUUUAUUACACUGACGAAGCAAGCAAGAUCCAAAACCAACAAUUCUACCGUUCAACGCUGGCAGCAAUGAAAGCGAAGGAGCAAGCCAAGAACGCCAAGUCACAAGAGAAGAUCCAGAAACCUGUCCCUGCGCCGGGACAGAAUGGCGCAGCCGUUGCUGGUGAUAAGGUGCCCGUCGCCGAGGUUCAGAAAGCUGCGAUUCCCCCUGCUACAGAGAAUGAAGAUACGGAGGAGAUUCCAAUUGCGGGACGGACGAAGAUGACUGUCCCUAAGAAGGUGAAUCAACCUUCGGAGGUUCAAAAGCCGGCUAAGAGUGAGGAGGAGAAGGAGCGCGAGGAGAGGGAGCAAAAAGAGGCGGAGGCGACGACAGAGCUCAAUGCAAUUCUUAAGCGCUCCCCAAUUAUCAUCUUCUCCAAAUCCUAUUGCCCUUACAGCAAGAGAGCCAAGUCAAUCCUACUGGAGCAUUACUCCAUCCAGCCUCCGCCGUUCGUGGUCGAAUUGGACCAGCACCCGCUUGGGCCGAAUUUGCAGGCCCUGCUCGCGCAGAGUACAGGGCGGCGCACCGUUCCAAAUGUUCUGGUCAACGGCAAGAGCAUCGGUGGCGGGGACGAUGUUGCGGCAUUGGAUCAGAGCGACGAGCUGGCUUCGACGCUGCGACAGAUGGGCGGGAAAUGGAUCGCGGAUGUCUCGCGCCAGGAGGUAGAUAAUUCACUACCCAAAGUGGCCCUAAGCGACGCACAAUCCCGUGACAUCCAAUUUCGCUCCACCACCAAGUCCAUUCGAAUUUUGAACCUCCCCGACAUCGACAAUCUACACCCCCGGCAACCACCAAAAGUCACGUCAAGAUGCGUGAAGGUCCACAUUAAGUCCCGCGUCGUGACUGUCGAGGGUCCCCGCGGCAAGCUCGUUAAGGAUCUCUCCCACAUUGCCGUCACCUUCGGCCGCCCCGAGAAGAAUGUUAUCUCCAUUGAGCUGCAUCACGGUGCCCGCAAGGGUGUUGCCACUCUCCGCACCGUCCGCACCAUCAUCAACAACCUCAUGAUCGGUGUCACCCGUGGCUUCAAGUACAAGAUGCGUUACGUCUACGCUCACUUCCCCAUCAACGUGAACAUCGAGCCCAACCCAGAGACUGGCCGCGCUGUCGUUGAGAUCCGCAACUUCCUUGGCGAGAAGUACGUCCGCCGCAUCACUGCCCAGCCCGAUGUCGAUAUCGCUCCCUCCGCCAACGUCAAGGAUGAGCUUAUCCUCACCGGUAACUCCCUUGAGGGUGUUUCCCAGUCCGCUGCCGACAUCCAGCAGAUCUGCCGUGUCCGCAACAAGGAUAUCCGUAAGUUCUUGGAUGGUCUUUACGUGUCGGAGAAGGGCAACAUCAUUGAAGAGUAA
Molecule: messenger RNA, 1446 nt
Organism: Penicillium bovifimosum
Lineage: Eukaryota; Fungi; Ascomycota; Eurotiomycetes; Eurotiales; Aspergillaceae
Product: 60S ribosomal uL6 domain-containing protein
Exons: 7
Coding region: 1-1446 (481 amino acids)
Biological process (GO): cytoplasmic translation
Cellular component (GO): ribosome; cytosolic large ribosomal subunit
Molecular function (GO): rRNA binding; structural constituent of ribosome
Source: RefSeq, a predicted model, not a curated record